Agrilus planipennis (emerald ash borer) is the source of this 3212-nucleotide messenger RNA. It is a transcript of the gene Zn72D, whose product is annotated as zinc finger RNA-binding protein. Bases 62 to 2941 code for a protein of 959 amino acids. Gene Ontology annotation, molecular function: double-stranded RNA binding; single-stranded RNA binding; zinc ion binding. NCBI's taxonomy places the organism in Eukaryota, Metazoa, Arthropoda, Insecta, Coleoptera, Buprestidae. The transcript has 15 exons. The record is from RefSeq and is a predicted model, not a curated record. Gene Ontology annotation, cellular component: precatalytic spliceosome.
GUUGGCGCUGCUGUAGUGUUGAUCUACAUGGACUGUCAAUAAACGUGUGCGUGUUAUAAUUAUGGCGACAAAUAAUUAUUUUGGUUUUACACACGGUGGAACACAGUAUAGCGCGGCUGCGGCAACGGGAGCGGCAUACCAAGCUGGCCAAGCGGGUUAUGCAGUAGCUGCGCCGGUUACAGCAGCUGCCGCUACUUACGGAACGCAAAGAGCAGCGGGCUACGAUACUGCCUAUCAGGCAGCCGCUGCUACCCCUGCAGCUACGUAUGCAGCGGUGGGAACUGGAACCACCCCUGCAUACGAAUACGGAUACGGUCGGGCCGCAGCUACUACAGGGUACGCUGACGCUAGCAAAACCUACUAUCAGCAAGCCGCUACUGGGCAAACCGCUGCUGCAGCCGGAUACACUUCUGGAUAUGAUCAAACUUCAGCGGCUGCUAAGCCUGCAACCUACGCUGCUACGUACACUCAAAGAGCUGCUGCUACUGCACAACCCCAAAGUCAAGCAACUGUAGCUGCAGCAAAACCUACACAGUACAGUGCCACAUACCAGGCCAACGCUACAGUUUAUCAGGCCACUUACGCUCAACCAGCAGCAGUCCAGACUACAGUAGCUGCUCAGCCAGCUACACAAGCUAAACGUACUACGCAAGCAAAUUCUAACACCACGUACUCCGGAUACGACGCCGCCUUGUACUCUGCAGCCACGAUGUAUGUGGCGCAGCAGUCAGGCAAUGCAGCUCAACAGAAACCCGGCGGAUGGCAAGGGUAUAAGAAGGGUAUAGGAGCUAAGAACAUGCGCACUAAAGCACCCCCAAAGCCACAACAGUUACACUAUUGUGAAGUUUGUAAGAUUAGCUGUGCUGGGCCUCAGACAUACAGAGAGCAUUUAGAGGGACAGAAGCAUAAGAAACGCGAAGCUGCCACCAAAAUGGCAGCAUCUGCAGCAGUCACUAACCAAAAUCGUGCUGGGAACUCCUUACGUUGUCAGUUGUGUGAUGUCACCUGUACAGGUAACGACGCUUACGCUGCCCAUAUCCGGGGGGCGAAACAUCAAAAAGUUGUCUUACUUCACACUAAAUUGGGUAAACCGAUUCCGCCGCAGGAGCCCGAAGUAAUAGGGGGACCUCGCAAAACUACCACCGGCACUGCUAAAAUCAAUUUCGUGCAAGGAGGCGGUUUAGGUAUGAAUAACGGCGAGAGUAAAGAGGGUGAGGAUGCUCAAGUUGUUGACGACGUUUCCGGUUCCAAUGAGCCUGACAUACAACCUGUCGGCCAAGAUUAUAUUGAAGAAAUUAAAAGUGAUGAUGGAAAGAUUAUUAGUUUUAAUUGUAAGCUGUGUGAAUGUCGCUUUAACGACCCUAACGCCAAGGAGAUGCAUAUGAAGGGCCGUCGUCACCGUUUGCAAUACAAAAAGAAGGUUAACCCGGACCUGAUUGUCGAUGUAAAGCCGUCCAUACGCCAGAGGAAGAUACAGGAAGAGAAAAUGAGGCGUGCUGCCUUAAGAGAAGAAUACUGGCAACGCAGGCAUAUGGCUGCAGAAGACGAAGAAGAACGCAUGUACUGGGAGGAGCGGCGAAGAUACGAGGAAGAUUACAUGGAGUGGUGUCGAAGGGGGAACAUGGGACCAUUCCCAAGACCGAGGCCGCCGUUCCCGGGCAGCGCACCCCUUCCUUACUUCCAGGGACCGCCGAUGGCUCGUCGUGCCGAAUCGAGCGACGAUCGUCACGUGAUGGCUCGUCAUUCAGAGAUCUAUCCGAAAGAGGAGGAACUGCAAUCUAUACAGAGAAUCGUGUCUCAUACCGAACGCGCCCUUAAAAUCGUCUCUGACCAGCUGGCCGACACCACCAAAUCGCCUAAAGAAAACCAAAAUGGACAGCAAACCCCCGCGACAGCCGCCACCGGAACCCCCGCAGCAGCGGCCAACAAAACCGACGUGAAACCGGAAGCAGACAAGAUCGUUAGCGCAGGCCCCGCUUCCAACCAAGAACAAAAAGAAGACGGCAGAGACAAUCAAUUAUUCUCGUUCCAGCAGGAUCGCGACGCAAACAGGAUCCUCAAGGGGGUGAUGCGUGUGGGGCACCUGGCCAAAGGUUUGUUGCUCAGAGGCGACGCCAAUGUCGAGUUGGUCGUGUUGUGCGCCGAGAAACCGACGCUGACGUUGCUACGGAAGGUGGUGGAGCUGUUGCCUGCCGCGCUCAAACAGGUGGCUGCAGAGAACUCGUACAACGUGACGAUAAACGCCCCGGACGCAGGCCUGACAGUUACUGGCGAUGGACUGACUGUGCUCGUCCAAUUGACCAGUCCAGUAAUGCGGGAACAAGAAGCUGCGAGCGGCGGGUCGGACCGGGAUGUACUGGCACGUGGCAAGUGUCUCCAGGCGCUGGCAGCCCUCAGACAUACCAAAUGGUUCCAGGCUAGGGCUCUGGGUCUUCAUUCUUGCGUCAUCAUAAUAAGGAUACUGAGAGACUUAUGUCACAGAGUACCUACAUGGUCCCCUUUGACAUCCUGGGGAAUGGAACUGUUAGCGGAAAAAGUAAUUUCGUCAGUGCCUGGAGGUAUUCAGUUGUCUCCUGGGGACGCGUUGAGGAGAGUUAUGGAGGCCGUAGCGGGAGGUAUAUUGCUUCCCGGAGGUCCCGGAUUGGGAGAUCCCUGUGAAAAGGAUAAUCCAGACGCAGUGGCGUACUUGACUGCCCAGCAAAGGGAGGAUCUCACAUGUUCCGCCCAAUAUGCCCUGAGACUCAUUGCCUAUAGGCAGAUAUACAAAGUAUUAGGUAUGGACCCACUUCCCGCCCAACAGAAAGUGUUCCGCCGAGAUAGGUCUGCAAGAAAGAGGCGUCGUUCUGGUGGGGAACAAGCAGAUUCUGAAAGUGAUACUGGUAAAAUGGUCAAGACAGAGGGUGGUGAUAAUCAAACUAGCACAGAAGGUGCUUCAAAGUGAGAUAAAUGAGAGCGUAUGAAAUAAUUUAUGCUUAUUGAGUUAAUAAAAUAGUUGUAGUUUAAUGCCCUGAAUUAAUGUAUUUUAUAACGAUUUUCCUUGUCGGACAAACAAAUUAGUGGUUGGUCCUUGAAUUACUAUUACUGACAUUCUGUGAAAUGUGAGAAUUGAAUUUCACUUGUAGUUAGAAGAAUAUACUGUUAAUUUGCGUUUCCCACUUGAUUUUUUAGUGAAUGUAUAAUCGUAUUAUCCUUGAAUAAAUGUACUAUGAAUA